Messenger RNA from Meloidogyne enterolobii, 225 nucleotides. Lineage: Eukaryota; Metazoa; Nematoda; Chromadorea; Rhabditida; Meloidogynidae. The record is from the annotation of a GenBank genome assembly.
AUGAAGUUGGCUUGCGGUAGAUAUGGGAUGUUUCCCGGUCUCUUUCCUCUUCGCAAACUCUUAUUUUGUCCAAAUGAAUGUAAUAUCUUAUUUAAUAUAAAAAGAAAAUUUGAUAAAGAAAAAGUUUGGUAUGAAUGGUUUAUUGAAUAUGAGGAAAAUGGGGAAUUAAUUAAAAGUGAAUUGCAAAAUGAAAAUGGGGAGAGUCAAUCAAUGAAUUUGUCUUAA